Molecule: messenger RNA, 1476 nt
Organism: Paraglomus occultum
Lineage: Eukaryota; Fungi; Glomeromycota; Glomeromycetes; Paraglomerales; Paraglomeraceae
Source: the annotation of a GenBank genome assembly
AUGGCUCAAAAUGUAGACGGUGCAAACCUGGGUAUAAAUAUGUAUGCGAAAGGAGAUGAACAUUUGACAACAAUCAUGUUGACAAACAGCCAUUCAGUACAACCGGGUUAUAAUGGGUGGACAACAAGAAGAAGAAUAAAAAGAAUGCGAGACGGAGAGAAUACUAGGUUUGAACAUCGAAUAAAGAACGGGAUAUGGGAAUUGACGAAAAGUGAUGAGCGUGAUCCUGUUGGUGUGUUUCGGGAAGAGAGUGUUGCUAACAAGAAUCAAAAGAAAGCCGUACCCAUAAUAGCGACUGACAAUAAUAACGUGAAAGAAAUGGCCGAGAAUUCUACUCGUCUAAACGAGACAACAACGGCUUCUACCAACAUUUCAGACCCAAACUGUUCACCAAAUAUACUUGACUAUUGUAUCCACAAUGACUGUACGGCUGCUAGACCCAAUUGUUUGAUCGUAAACGGAACUGCCAGCUGCUCCCCUAGAACUGACGAAGGAUGGCGCUUGAGCUCUUGCCCCGAAUCGUUAAGCUAUACUGGACCUUAUCGCAAAGAAAACGAGACCUGCGUGUUACUGACCACUCCAACAGAUCCAAUGACUUUGACUAAACUAUUAUCGGUUAUCCUCAAGACAACCAAUGAGACAGAUGGAUAUUCGACCGAACCACUUGAAGACUAUGGCAACUGCGACCCUUCACUAUAUUGCGAUUCAACAUCAACACCGUCUGUGUGCAGGCCCAAAUUGUCUACCCAAGUGGAAUGCGAGUCAUCAAACCAAUGUCAAUCAGGUCGGUGUUUGGAGAAACUACAAGACGGUACAGGACCCAAAGUGUGUUUAGACACCAAUGAAAACAGCGAUCAACCAUCCCCCACAUCAAUAUCCAGCUCUUCAGAUAACACUGAUAACGAUGACUCGAAUGUGUCGGCUCUGCAUGAAAAGCUCAAACUAAUAUUGAUCACCGUCCUACCAAUUUCUGUUGGAAUUCUGAUUAUCAUUGCGCUUAUCAUCUUGGUAGUUCGCCUACGACGCAGAGAAAUGAGAAAUCGCAAUAUACAAGUGUCGUAUCCUAAAGAGAUUCUGUUCCAAGACAGUCCACGCACAACAUGGACAAAUCUCACUCGAUCCUUCACCACGAUCCGAGAAUCCAUUAUUCGCUUCUCUCAAUUUUCACGCACGGCCGAUACCGAUGAUCAAGAACGGCGGGCAUCAGCCGCACAACAUGAACAACAACAAGAGCGGAGGGAUUCUAACAGGCAAUCACCAUUACUCCCUCCCCCUCCAAAACUGACCAAUUCGCUAAUGUGGAUGCAAACACCUCACCCAUUAAAGCCGGUUUAUGAAAGGAUACGCGCAGUCAGGUCGUCGCCUACUCAUCAGGAAGAUUUUGGCACUGCCGGGCAGAAUCCCGCUGGGUCAACUUAUACUCCUGCCUUUGUCUCGUCUAGUGAUUCCGAGAGGAUAUAUCAAGAAUAUAUAUGA